CUGAAUACAAUACUUAUUCUAAUCAUGUCUGGACGUGGCAAAACCGGCGGCAAGGCAAGAGCCAAGGCCAAGACCAGGUCCUCCCGUGCAGGACUGCAGUUCCCAGUGGGUCGCGUCCACCGUCUGCUCCGUAAAGGCAACUACGGCGAGCGUAUCGGCGCCGGUGCUCCUGUCUACCUGGCAGCAGUGCUGGAGUAUCUGACCGCUGAGAUCUUGGAGUUGGCGGGGAACGCAGCCCGUGACAACAAGAAGACCAGAAUCAUCCCCCGUCAUCUUCAGCUGGCUGUCCGCAACGACGAGGAGCUCAACAAACUCCUGGGAGGUGUCACCAUCGCCCAGGGCGGUGUGUUGCCUAACAUCCAGGCUGUUCUGCUGCCCAAGAAGACCGAGAAGGCUGCCAAGAAGUAAAAUACAUCUCACGUAUAAUACCACAAAGGCUCUUUUAAGAGCCACCCACUUCUCCAGCAAAGAGUGUGAUUCUGCUUAAUAGAGAUUGAGGUACCCGAUGAAGUUAAGAGAUCCACAGUCAUUCACUUGUGAUCAAUUUCAAGUAUGAUGCUUAAAUAUAUAUUCCACAUUUUUUUUAUUUUUUUUAAAGCUAUCUCCCCUACUCAAUAGGUUAUACUCUCAAAUCAAAUCGUUUAUUUUAUAAAGCACAUUUAAAAUGUACCACAGCGGUAACUAAAGUUCUGUACAAUGGACAGGUUAAAAGAUAAUAUGAGGACUGAGCAAAAAACACAACAGAACAUGAUAAAAAUUAAAUAAAUAUAACAUAAACAUAGAAAAAGGUUUACAGUAAAAGCGCUUUUCUACCUUGUAAGAUACCCAAAUCCUGACCCAUCAGGAGCAAGCAUGAAGUGUCUUGCUCAGGGACACAACGGGCAUGAUGAGGUUGGUAGAGGGUGGUAAUUGAACCAGGAAUCCUCAGGUUGCUAGCCCGGCCAUUCUCCCAACGGCGCUUGCCGUCUAAUAGCCAGUUCUAGUCUAACA
Molecule: messenger RNA, 990 nt
Organism: Nerophis ophidion (straightnose pipefish)
Lineage: Eukaryota; Metazoa; Chordata; Actinopteri; Syngnathiformes; Syngnathidae
Product: histone H2A
Exons: 1
Coding region: 25-408 (127 amino acids)
Cellular component (GO): nucleosome
Molecular function (GO): protein heterodimerization activity; structural constituent of chromatin; DNA binding
Source: RefSeq, a predicted model, not a curated record